This is a messenger RNA of Perca fluviatilis (European perch), 1776 nucleotides long. RefSeq names its product forkhead box protein P2-like. Gene Ontology annotation, molecular function: RNA polymerase II cis-regulatory region sequence-specific DNA binding; DNA-binding transcription repressor activity, RNA polymerase II-specific. The coding region runs from base 1 to 1755 and encodes 584 amino acids. The record is from RefSeq and is a predicted model, not a curated record. Gene Ontology annotation, cellular component: nucleus. Gene Ontology annotation, biological process: regulation of transcription by RNA polymerase II. The transcript has 15 exons. NCBI's taxonomy places the organism in Eukaryota, Metazoa, Chordata, Actinopteri, Perciformes, Percidae.
AUGCCUGAGUCUCCUCUCAGUCCCACGGCAGCCCGUCAAACCCCAGCCAGCAGCCUCCUCAGUCACACAGACAUCGGUGCAAGAGAGAGAGUAGCUAAUGGGGACUCCUGCAGUGGAGUGAGUGGUGAAAACUUGCAGAGUCUCCACCAUAAACAGGUGUUUGUGGCUAUGAUGGCUCCUCAGCAGAUGCAGCAGCUCCUUUCCUCCAACCAGCUGCAGGCUCUCAUUCACCAGAAGCAACAAGCCCUUCUGCUCCAGCAGCAACAUCUGAAAGAGUUUUACAAGAAGCAACAACAGAUUCACCUGCAGCUGCUUCAACAAAAGCCCAGCAAGAAAGUCAAAGAGUUCCCUGCACAGCAGCUUGUGUUCCAGCAGCUCCUCCAGCAGCAGCAGCAGCAGCAGCAGCAGCAGCUCCUCCGGGUGCAGAGACCCAUCCUGUCCUCCCCCGCCCUCUCUCCAGCUGGUUUUAGCCCUGCAAAGAUGCAGCAGAUAUGGAAAGAGCUCACAAACGGAAUAACUGAAGAUAAAACCACAUCGAAAGACAAUCAGGACUCUUCUGCUACCAACAUAAUGUCAACAAAAGUCACAGGGAGGCAGACCGGUGACCAGCAGUCGUCUUCUCCUCGCAGGGCACAAUGUGCUGUCAAAGCUGAUCGCGCUGCCGCACACGCUCUCUACAGUCACGGUGUGUGUCACUGGCCCGGAUGUGAGUCGGUGUGUGAAAACUUCAGCCAGUUCAUCAAGCACAUAGGCAGCGAGCACACUCUGGAUGAUAGAAAUACAGCACAGUGCAGAGUCCAGAUGCAGGUGGUUCAGCAACUUGAGCUUCAGCUCUGCAAAGAACGGGAGCGUCUCCGAGCGAUGAUGGCUCACCUGCAUCUGCCAUCUUUAGAAUCUCAGUUGAUCUCUGCACCCGCAAGUCUACAGUUGCCACAAUCUGAUACGGCUGCUGACCCACACGGUCUUCAGCUCAGUUUAGUCACCGGCACCCACAACCUGGCCUCGCCGAGCCCGUCAGACUCCCCACAACCUCUGGCCUCUGUUAGCACUCCAUCCCAGGGGAGUGAAGAAGAGUGUGCUGGGGCCAUAAGAUGUCGUCAUCACCCUUUGGUCUACUCCCUGUCUUCAGAAAAUGAAUAUGAGCUUUACAAGAACACCGAUAUCAGACCACCUUUCACCUACGCAACACUGAUAAGACAGGCCAUUAUGGAAACAUCAGACAUGCAACUAACACUAAACGAGAUAUACAACUGGUUCACACGGACAUUUGCUUAUUUCAGACGCAACGCCGCCACUUGGAAGAACGCAGUGCGCCACAACCUGAGCCUGCACAAGUGUUUUGUGCGUGUGGAGAAUGUGAAAGGCGCAGUGUGGACAGUAGACGAGGUGGAAUACCAGAGGAGGAGAUCCCAGAAGAUCCCAGGGAGUCCAUCGCUGAUAAAAAAUGUGUCCUCCAGCCUUGAUUUUGGGACGGUUCUGAAUGCCAGCUUACAGACGGCACUGGCUGAGGCGUCACUGCCAGGAUUCAAGAAGGAGUGUGUGAGCAGAAACUCCACGAGUCAAACGCAGGAGAACAAAGCAACAAACAGCAACACUAAACAAAACUUCUCUCCACCAGUCCAGCAGUCUCUUUUCCUUAAAGGCCAAGCGCUGAAUCUGAAUGACCAAGAAUCUCUGAUGGCCACAGUAAAGCCAGCCAUACUGCCGCGCGACAUGACUGAAGAUUAUGAAGAACAUUUUUUUGACCCUGAAUGACAAGAGAACGCUUUCAGACAC